Messenger RNA from Saccostrea cuccullata (small rock oyster), 875 nucleotides. RefSeq names its product rabenosyn-5-like. The record is from RefSeq and is a predicted model, not a curated record. The transcript has 6 exons. Lineage: Eukaryota; Metazoa; Mollusca; Bivalvia; Ostreida; Ostreidae. The annotation marks the transcript as partial. Gene Ontology annotation, molecular function: metal ion binding.
AGUUAUAUAGCAAAGACUACUUCCGGCAAAAUUGACAGAUGUUAUCCCAGUACCCAUAAAUGACAGAAAAUAAAGGAUAAAAGCGGGUUGUAGUAAGUUGAGUGGCACAAUCUUCAAGCAAACAAAAAUGGCAACUUCAGCAGAAGUGAGAGAGGGCUUCCUCUGCCCAAUGUGUAUGAAAGAUCUGGGCACUGUUACCAUGUUACAGGGCCAUUUUGAGGAGGAGCAUUCCUCAGAGGAUAAGGAUGUACUACAACAAUUGAGAGGUCUGUUUGGCAAAGCUAAGAAGAAGAUCCUGGGGGACAGGGAUGAGGUGGAAGAUGGAGGUCAGUCAGGCCUUCAGUCCUCAGUCUACAGAAGCCCAGCCGCCACAAUAUCGGGGUAUGACCCUGUAGCCUGGGAGCCUCAAGAAAUAGGAGUGAUCCAUUCCUGGACAGAUCUAUAUAAAGCACACAGAGGGGCAAAGGUUGACAGAUACGUCGUUGAAACCAACAAGUUGAUCAUUCGUUUGGAUAAGCUUACUGGACCAGAUGCUCCCAUGGAAACCAGCAAACGCAGAGCCUAUGAGAAGUCUGUUGUACCCUGGCUUCCUGACAGUCACGUCAAAGAGUGUCCGUUCUGUCGACGUAAUUUCACCCUCACCAGGCGGCGCCACCAUUGUCGACUCUGUGGAGACAUCAUGUGUGACCGGUGCUCCCAGUUUCUACCAUACUCGUUUGCCAAAAAACUAACGGAUCCCACCUUUCAAAAUCAAGAUGGAGAAGUAGGAUUUCUCCGUCGGACAGGAAGUAACAGCAGCCUCAAUUCUAUUCUUGGACCUGAAGGAGAUCCCCACAUAAGAACUUGUCAGAACUGUCGCAAGCUGCUGGAACGCC